Molecule: messenger RNA, 1500 nt
Organism: Eimeria tenella
Lineage: Eukaryota; Apicomplexa; Conoidasida; Eucoccidiorida; Eimeriidae
Product: RNA recognition motif-containing protein, putative
Exons: 5
Coding region: 1-1500 (499 amino acids)
Molecular function (GO): nucleic acid binding
Source: RefSeq, a predicted model, not a curated record
AUGGAUUCCGGCGAAUGUCUGCUGCGGGAGACAGGGAGUUGGCCUCUUGAUUUGAUAGCCACUCAGCAGCAGCAGCAGCAGCAGCAGCAGCACGACGCAGUUGCUGCGUCUCAGCAGCGACAUCGCGUGACAGAGCUGCUGGACUGCAGCAGCAGCAGCAGCAGCAGCAGCGAUAGCAGGGCCCCCCCAGGCUAUUUCUCAUAUUCCCUGGGGGACCCUGCGGGCCAAAAGCUGCUGCCGCAGAUUUACGGCAGCACUGGGGACCUCCAGCGAGGGGACAAAGGGGACAGCAGAUGGCUGGCAGGAGACGCAGCAGCUGCAGCAGCAGCAGCAGCUGCUGCUGCUGCAGCAGCAGACACGGGAACCCAGCUGCUGCCCGAUGACAAUGCGUUACUGCUCCCCGAGCGAGCCUUCGGGGGCUGGACAGCAGCAACAGCAGCAACAGCAGCAGCAGCAGCAGCAGCGGGAGGGCAGCAGCUGCUGAACUUGAGGAAGGAGGAGGGGAGGAGACACGGGAAAGGAGACUGCACUCCUGCAGCUGCUACUGCUGCUACUGCAGCAGCAGCAGCAGAAGGGCAGGGAGCAGCAGCAGCAGUGGCAGUAGCAGCAGCACUGCUGGGGAAGCAGCUCAACUACUGCGGGGGCCCAGCAGCAGCAGCUGCUGCUGGAGGGGCCCCCCUGCAGUUUGCUGCUGCUAACAGAGACAGAUAUAAUAAAGAGACGGGGGCCCCCUGCGGGUUCACAGAAGCAGCAACAGAAGACAGACAAGCAGCAGCAGCAGCAGCAGCAGCAGCAACAGCAGCAACAGAGAGACAAAGACACAAACAGAAGCAAAAACACAACAGCGCUCCUGAAGACGCCCUGCUGCCGCUGCCCCCCAUUGGCUUGCCAGCAGCAGCAGCAGUAGGGACUCCAGCCCUAUCCAGCAGCAGCAGCAGCAGCAGCAGCAGCAGCAGCAACAACCAGCUGGUGGACCUGGCGGGCCUUAUGCUGUCUCUGCAGAUGCAGCGCAAGGGCGAAGACAUGGGCGAUUGGCUCAGCAGCAAGGCGCUGCUGUCGCGGCUGGGUGCAGCAGCAGCAGCAGCAGCAGCAGGGAGGGGAGACUCCCCGUUUGCUGUUGGGGGCCCUGCUGCAGCGCCGCUGUACAGUAGCAGCAGCAACAGCAACGGCAGCAGCAACGGCAGCAGCAGCCGCAGCGCUUAUGGAAGAGUGGAGUUGACAGUAGUGGUUUGUGACAAAGAACACAGACAUCCGAACAGAGAAUGGACGGCCACCAGCGGGUACGGCUUCGUGCGCUUCGUCACUUCAGCAGAAGCAGCAGCAGCAGUUCAAGCAGCAGCAAUGGGGACUAUAAGACUAAGAGGCAGCCGCAUCCGAGCAACUUGGGCCCGGAAGGAUUCUUUAGCAAAGCAUUCCCUGGCAUCUCAGGGGCCCCCCGGGGGCCCCCAGGGGGCCCCCGCGGGGGGGGGCCCCCUGCAGGGUCAAACUCGUGCCAGAUAA